Molecule: messenger RNA, 2748 nt
Organism: Penicillium brevicompactum
Lineage: Eukaryota; Fungi; Ascomycota; Eurotiomycetes; Eurotiales; Aspergillaceae
Product: fungal specific transcription factor domain-containing protein
Exons: 6
Coding region: 1-2748 (915 amino acids)
Biological process (GO): DNA-templated transcription
Molecular function (GO): DNA binding; zinc ion binding
Source: RefSeq, a predicted model, not a curated record
AUGGCCCCCAACCAGCGCAUCGUUCCCUCCGGCUCGCGCCCCCAGAAGGGCUUCGUCAGCACUGUCUACGAUGAGGCCACCAACCCCGAGAACAAGACCAUUGUCCGCAGCAUCCUGGUCUUCGGUGCCGGUAUUGCUUUCCUCUCCUCCAGCUUCGGAGAGUUCCUCCUUCCUCCUGCUGUGGUUCACUCUAAUACCCUCAACGCGUGCGAGUUCCGGCCCGCGGUGUUCAUCUCAAACGACCAUGUCCAGGUCCUUUUCCUUGCUUCUCCAAUCUUCGGGACAACAGCUGCAAAUGCAGCAAUGCCACUGGUCAAUAUUGUGGAAGGUGAUGGCGAUCUUGCCAAGAGUCCCCACACCCCACACUUCCCCCGACCCCGAACACCGCCUUCUUCCAUUGCGGAUGUCACCACCGGCUUCUCUCUACAUGUCGAUCACUUUGAUAGCCAGACGCAUUCCCAGAAGCGCAAGUUGACGGAGCCUCGCCUGGAUUCCACAGCUAAGCGCCACAGUCUUCAGUUUGAUCCCCAGGUACCAUGGCUGCAUGAGUCUAAACCAGCAGCUGGGUGGAAGACACAUGGUAACCCGGAUGUUCACCACUCGCUGCCACUGGCCAACAUGGUGUCGGCCGUCCAGGAUCUGAUAGACCCGGACUUUGACCCGCUCACAGCGAUGCUGGACGAUGAGCCUCGUUUCUUGAAGCCGUUGCCGGCUCGUAUCGCGCCAGAAGAUUUGGAAUUCCUUCGUUUUCGUGGAGCUCUCUCUCUUCCCGAGAGCGGGCUUCGGGAUGAACUGCUGCGUUGCUAUAUCCAGUGGGUACACAGCUUCAUGCCCGUAUUGAACCUCCAAGAGUUUCUACGGUGUGUGGCUGAAAAUGACCCGAAUGGAAACGUCAGUAUUCUCUUGUUCCAGGCAGUUAUGUUCGUCGGCACUGCUUUCAUCGACCUCAAGCAUUUGCAAGAUGCCGGUUACUCAACACGGAAGGCAGCGCGGAAUGCAUUCUUCACACGAUUACGGUUACUAUAUUCCCUUGACUGCGAAGAGGACCGCAUUGUGAUUUUGCAAACACUUUUAUUAAUGACAUAUUGGUCUGAUCCAGAAAAUAGCCCACAGAGAGAUAUUUGGGACUGGAUUGGAGUAUGCAACACCCAGGCACAGUCAAUCGGACUGAAUAAAGACCCUGCAUCAGGCGAAAUGGAUGUACACACUAGGCGUCUACGCUCCCGGCUAUGGUGGUGUCUGUUUUCCCGAGAUCGAUUGAUUGCCAUGGGCAUGCGUCGCCCAUUACAGGUCAAUGAAGGGACCAGUAGUGUCCCAAUGCUCCGCCUAGAUGACUUUGACUUUGAACCAUUUUCUCCCUCCGUGGUGGCAAACUUCCGUUGCCGUCAGCUUGAAGACGUUUCACACCAGAAACGCCUAGCUAUCAUGUUUAUUGAGAAGAUGAAGCUUUGUCAAUGCAUUGGAAGGGUGCUAUUCGCCCAAUACACGCCAUCUCAGCGCCAGUUUGGCGCCACAAACCGCACCACGGUCACCAUUGUUCCUCGACAGGCUUCGGAGUCUGAGUUUGCUCGAUGUGGUCAAAAGCUCGACUCAUGGCUUAGUGCACUUCCCAAAGAUGCACAAUUCAUCCCCAAAACUAGGACUAACUUUCGCGACGGCGAGGAUGUUCUUUUACUCCACGGUGCGAUGCUCCGUAUGCUAUAUCAUGCGACCAGCAGUGCUCUUCACAGGCCAUGGGCGACAGCCACGAAAGAUCAGUCCAAAAGCCGCAACGAAUGGCGGAAAACGGCUCGCACAAAGAUGCACGAUGCAGCCGGAGGCAUCACGCACAUCAUCCAAGGCCUGAACCAACUCAAUUUGACACGAUUUUUACCACAGUCAGGCGUUACCGUGAUUCUACCUGCUGCCGUGGCCCAUUUAUCGAACACAAUGUCUGACAACCCAGCUGUCCGGGAGAGCAGUGUGUACAACUUCCAUCGCUGUAUUCAGGUCCUGCAUUGUUUGAAGGACAUCUAUCCAGCUGCCGACCAAGAGUUCGCCAAUAUCGAAGCUGCCAUCAAGAUGCAGUCCGGUGCAUCCAGUACAUUCUUCGAAGUCAUGCAAUAUAACCUCGACGCUCCUGCCAUUUCGUUGACAACUAGGAAGUCAAGCACCGCAGAAUCCAUGCCUACACCUCAAUCUCAUCCAUUCUUGCACGACAAAUCCAUCACUGAUAUAAAUACACCCACUGCAAGGCCACGAGCCGAAUCAGCCCAAGAUAUAAUGAAUCAAGGGAACCUGAGUCCUCAAACCGUACAAGAGCCAGCUCCCCCAGUCUUCCCCAACGACUUCGACCAAUUUGAUGAUCCGAACAGCGUGGACAACAACCCUUUCAACUUUCUCUCAAUCGACAUCGACUCCUUCCCCGACAUCCCUUCAUCGAGCAAUUUGGCCAGUUUCAACAACACAGACGCGACAAACAUCUCCCCAUAUACCCAGAAUCCGGAGAACAUCGACUGGGCACAAGAACUCUUCCGGGAGACCGACAUGCAUCAAUUUAACCAUACGGAGUCCUUUGAUGAACAUAUAACACCGCAAUCACCGCAAAGCCCCCAGAAUCAUGAUAAUUUCCCAUUCGAUUUGAAGCAUACGGGCGAAUUCCUCCCACAAGUUGAACAUCGUGAGAACUCGACGCAUAGUGCACGACCUGGGAUCACUGGUGACUUGGACAAAGACCUUGGUUUUCAAUCUGAGGAUGAUUUGUUCUGA